GUUUAUUUAUUUUUAUUUGUGUUAAAAAUUAUUUCUAUUUUGUUUUGGAACAACAGCAAAAUGAAUUAAGCAAUGAAAUUGAAAAAACCUUCAUUGCCUUCUUCAUUGCUCUGCGCCGUCCCGCCUUGUCUCUCUCAAAUUCGCUUACUCAUCCCUCGCAGGGUAAGGGUUUCAUCAUCAACUUUCGCCAAUGCAAAGCUUGUAACUUUGAGAAACCACACUGUUAAUUUGCACAUAUAUUACUGUUCCAUGGCUGGUACUGAUAACCGCCGCUCUCGCCACGACGACGAAAGCCCUAAAAAUCCCAACAAGAAGAAGAAAGGAAACCGUAAUCCAGAAAAGAGUCUCCUUAUCAAUCUUCAUUCAUGUUCCAAGAGAAAGGAUCUCUCAGCUGCAUUGGCUCUUUAUGAUGCAGCUAUCACUUCCAGUGACAUUCGCCUCAACCAGCAACACUUCCAAUCCCUUCUUUACCUCUGCUCCGCGUUCAUUAGUGACCCAUCUCUUCAAACCGUUGCCAUUGACCGUGGCUUUCAAAUUUUUGACCGUAUGGUUAGUUCUGGGAUAAGUCCUAAUGAAUCAUCUGUCACUGCAGUUGCACGACUAGCUGCUGCCAAGGGUGAUGGAGACUAUGCUUUCAAGCUUGUUAAAGACCUUGUUGCUGUUGGUGGUGUAUCGGUCCCUCGUCUGAGAACUUAUGCUCCGGCUUUGCUCUGUUUCUGUGAUACUUUGGAGGCUGAAAAGGGUUAUGAAGUGGAAGAUCACAUGGAUGCUUCAGGUAUUGUGUUGGAGGAGGCAGAGAUCUCGGCUUUGCUAAAGGUAAGCGCUGCCACAGGCCGAGAAAACAAGGUUUAUAGAUAUCUGCAGAAGUUAAGAGAAUGUGUUGGCUGCGUUAGUGAAGAAACUUCAAAAGCAAUCGAGGAAUGGUUUUAUGGAGUGAAAGCUAGCGAAGUUAGUGAUAAUGGGAUUGGUUCUGAUAUUGAGCUGCUUAGAGCAGCUGUUUUGAAAAAUGGGGGUGGGUGGCAUGGUCUUGGGUGGGUUGGAGAAGGCAAAUGGAUUGUGAAGAAAGGUAAUGUUAGCUCAGCCGGGAAAUGUUUGAGCUGUGAUGAGCAUUUGGCUUGUGUUGAUACCAAUGAGGUAGAGACUGAAGAUUUUGUGAAUUCUUUGGUGACUUUGGCUAUGGAGAGGAAGGCAAAGAUGAAUUCAUGCGAGCCUAUGGCGGAUUUCAGUGAGUUUCAGGAGUGGCUUGAAAAGCAUGGAGAUUACGAAGCUAUACUAGAUGGAGCAAAUAUUGGGCUCUACCAACAAAAUUUUGCAGAUGGUGGUUUCAGUCUACCACAGCUUGAAGCUGUAGUGAAGGAACUUUACAAUAAAAGUGGUAGCAAAAAACAGCCGCUAAUUCUCUUGCACAAGAAACGGGUCAAUGCGCUUUUAGAAAACCCGAAUCACCGGAAUCUUGUGGAAGAAUGGAUUAAUAACAAUGUCCUGUAUGCGACUCCACCAGGUUCCAAUGAUGAUUGGUAUUGGCUCUACGCUGCUGCUAAACUCAAGUGUUUACUUGUGACUAAUGAUGAGAUGAGAGAUCACAUUUUUGAACUAUUAAGUAACAGUUUCUUCCAAAAAUGGAAAGAAAGACAUCAAGUUCGGUUUACCUUUGUGAAAGGCUGUCUCAAGCUUGAAAUGCCACCUCCUUUUUCAGUUGUGAUCCAGGAAUCGGAGAAAGGAUCAUGGCACGUUCCAAUCACGAGUCAAGACAAGGAGGAAUCUUUAAGAAGUUGGAUGUGCAUUACAAGGCAGAGUUCAUAGAUUCACUCUAUUUGUCUUAAGUAUCAUUUGAGCAGUCUUUGACGAUUAUGUUCAAAGAGCCAAUUUUCCACCGUCAGAUGUUAGAACUCGAAUCAGUUUUUCACCAUUGAUUAGUCUUUUUUUUUUCUAUCUCCCUUUUGGUAGAGUUAAAGCAAAUGAAAAAGAAUCCUCACUUGUCCCUUUUUUUUUUUAAAAUUGAAAUAGAGAUGUUUCCAGUUUCAGUUUCUAA
Messenger RNA from Arabidopsis thaliana (thale cress), 2032 nucleotides. It is a transcript of the gene PRORP3, whose product is annotated as proteinaceous RNase P 3. Gene Ontology annotation, biological process: sno(s)RNA processing; tRNA 5'-leader removal; mRNA processing. NCBI's taxonomy places the organism in Eukaryota, Viridiplantae, Streptophyta, Magnoliopsida, Brassicales, Brassicaceae. Gene Ontology annotation, cellular component: nucleus. Bases 73 to 1803 code for a protein of 576 amino acids. Gene Ontology annotation, molecular function: ribonuclease P activity. The record is from RefSeq and is marked reviewed. The transcript is spliced from 6 exons.